Molecule: messenger RNA, 1548 nt
Organism: Musa acuminata AAA Group (dessert banana)
Lineage: Eukaryota; Viridiplantae; Streptophyta; Magnoliopsida; Zingiberales; Musaceae
Product: LRR receptor-like serine/threonine-protein kinase GSO1
Exons: 2
Coding region: 1-1329 (442 amino acids)
Molecular function (GO): protein binding
Source: RefSeq, a predicted model, not a curated record
AUGGACGGUUCCUCCCUGCCGAGGACAUGGAACGUCCAGAACCUUAGAAAAAUAAAAAAACCGGAAUUCAUCGGCCGGGUACCUGCAACGGAGGCACUAGACCUCCAUGGCAACCACCUCACCGGCUCCAUCCCCAUGGAGAUCGGAUUGCUGCGAAGGCUCGCUGUUCUUGAUCUUUCAGAGAACAAGAUCUCCGGCGGCAUCCCCAGCUCCAUAGGCAAGCUCGAAAACCUGGUGGUUCUCUACUUGAACCAGAACCGCAUCACGGGAAGCAUUCCGCCUUCCAUCGCCGGUAUGAUCUCGCUGCAGUUCUGUAGGAUGUCGGAGAACCAGCUCACCGGGAGCAUCCCGGAUUCGAUCGGCGGCCUACCUAGCAUCGAGAGACUGAUACUGGAGAACAACAAGCUCACCGGUCAGCUGCCCGCCGCUAUAGAACGCCUCGCCACUCUCACGGACAUCUUCUUCUCCAACAACCGAUUUACCGGUAGGAUCCCUUCCAGCUUCGCCAACCUGGCCAAUCUGCAGACGUUAGACCUGUCGCGGAACCGCCUCUGUGGUCCGAUCCCCGCCGAGCUCUCCCGGCUGCGGAACCUCCAAGAGCUGGAUCUCUCCUUCAACUCCCUGAUGCACUUGGGCAGGCCGCCGAGCUGGCUCGGCCAGAUGAACAUAUUCAAGCUUGUCCUGGCAGACACAGGGAUCUCCGGUCCGCUUCCUGACUGGCUGUCGUCGGCGUCGUCCAUCUCGAUCCUCGACCUUUCCAGCAACGGACUGGGGGGAGAUCUCCCGCAGUGGAUCGGCAACAUGACCGGGCUCUCGUUGCUCAACCUCUCCAACAACGCUCUGCAUUCGGGGAUCCCGGAGGGGUUCAAGAACCUGACGCUGCUGAUGGACCUGGACCUGCACGCCAACGAGCUGUACGGCCGGCUGCGGCCAGUGCUGGCGAAGGGGACGCAGGACCCCUUGGGGCACUACCGGACGCUGGAUCUGUCGCGCAACCGGUUCACCGGGGGGCUUGACGAGGACGUGGGGGAGCUGGCCGCGAUGGACACAGUAGAGAGGCUAGUGGUGUCGCACAACCCAGAGCUUGGCGGCGGGAUACCGGCGUCCAUGUCGAGGCUGGCGGCGCUGAAGGAGGUGGGGAUGGCGGGGAACGGGCUCUCCGGGAGCAUACCUGAGGGCGUACUGGACCUCGCGCGACUGACCGAGUUCGAUGUGUCAGAUAACAGGCUCAGCGGUCGGAUACCGCGCCAUCGGGCUCCCUUGACGGCGGAGGGCUUCAGAGGAAACACGGGGCUCUGCGGCGCGCCUCUCCCGCCAUGCAAGCUGUAGUAACGAGCCAAAGUACACAGGAAGGAGUCUCAGAUUUAAUUUUCCGAUGUCAAGGUGACGGAGAACAAAACAAAAGUUUCUUGUUUGACAAUUCAUGGAAACGUAAGAACGGCUUGCUCUUUUUUUCUUUUUCGUUUUUUUGGGUCCUAUUGUCUAUUAAGGUGAGGAAUCUUAAUAUAUCAAACUAUAUAAUAUAAUAUAAGGCUACAUAGUUACAUA